Molecule: messenger RNA, 993 nt
Organism: Parnassius apollo (apollo)
Lineage: Eukaryota; Metazoa; Arthropoda; Insecta; Lepidoptera; Papilionidae
Source: the annotation of a GenBank genome assembly
AUGCUCGCUGGCACUGGUGAGCCGAGACAGCUCACUGGCGCGGGUGAGCUGAGACCGCUCGCUAGCACGGGUGAGCCGAGACAGCUUGCUGGCGUGGGUGAGCCGAGACCACUCGCUAGCACGGGUGAGCCGAGACAGCUCGCUGGCGCGGGUGAGCCGAGACCGCUCGCUAGCACAGGUGAGCCGAGACAGCUCGCUGGCGCGAGCGAGCCGAGACCGCUCGCUAGCACGGGUGAGCCGAGACAGCUCGCUGGCUCGGGUGAGCCGGGACAGCUCACUAGCACGGGUGAGCCGAGACCGCUCGCUAGCACAGGUGAGCCGAGACAGCUUGCUGGCGCGGGUGGGCAGAGACCGCUCGCUAGCACGGGUGAGCCGAGACAGCGCGCUGUUGUGGGCGAGUCAAGACCGCUCGCUAGCACGGGUGAACCGAGACAGCUCGCUCGCGCGGGUGAGCCGAGACAGCUCACUAGCACAGGUGAGCCGAGACAGCUCACUAGCACGGGUGAGCCGAGACAGCUCACUAGCACGGGUGAGCCGAGACCGCUCGCUAGCACAGGUGAGCCGAGACAGCUCGCUGGCGCGGUUGGGCCGAGACCGCUCGCUAGCACGGGUGAGCCGAGACAGCGCGCUGGCGCGGGCGAGUCGAGACCGCUCGCUAGCACGGGAGUAUGCAACUUUAAUGCUAAACAUGGUUGCUUGAAACGAACAGUGGUCGGCGAAUAUAGUCAUAAAUCGCACACAGUCAUCUUUGCAAAGACUGAUUACCCACAAAGAAAUGACGCGGACUUUCGUUCUAAGAGGUAUGGAGAUCACCACAAGUACGAUUCUCCUUUGCUAGCAUUGCCAAUAGAUAUGUUUGAACAAUUUCCUGUUGGAGAUUCUCUACAUAUUAUUGAUUUGGGUGUUAUAAAACGGUUAAUUGGUUGGAGGGAUGGAAAUUUAGGAAAUCUAAUUACAAAAUCGCCUGCAAGGAAAAUAGGAAAAGUCUUUUAA